Messenger RNA from Mus musculus (house mouse), 6042 nucleotides. It is a transcript of the gene Exd1, whose product is annotated as exonuclease 3'-5' domain containing 1. The coding region runs from base 769 to 2481 and encodes 570 amino acids. The transcript has 13 exons. The record is from RefSeq and is marked validated. Gene Ontology annotation, cellular component: cytoplasm. Gene Ontology annotation, molecular function: nucleic acid binding. NCBI's taxonomy places the organism in Eukaryota, Metazoa, Chordata, Mammalia, Rodentia, Muridae.
GAGCCCGGAAUGAAUCAGCCCGGAGGCUGCGGGAGUCCGAAGGGAAGCAGGCCCCGCCCCGCGGAACCAGGGCAGCCGCCGGACUUAAAGCGGCGAUACCGCUGUGGCGCUAGGGACUGCACUUAAAAGGGCAGUGCGGUCUCGCCACUGUGUUCGAACAAACCAGAGGCAAACUCACUAGGGUAGCCAGCAGGUUUUUCACAGGACUCAGGUACCAGGAGUCCCACCCUACAGGUGACGGAGACUCAGGAGAGAAACCAAACCCACGAAACGAGGGACAAAACCCUAAGGUGGAUCCCCAGAGUAGUGCAGUGCACUCUUUCUUGCUCGCUCUCCAUCUCUCUGUAUCUCUCUAUCUCUUUUUCUCCCUCCUUUCUCCUCUCCUCUCCUCUCACUCUCACUCCCCUGGUCCUAAGAAUAGGGAGUCCACAGCCACUGUGGCCCAGCACGCCUAGAGACUGCAUCUUUCCUGCGCUCCUCCCCCCGGCCGCAGGGGGCGCUGAGAGCCGCCUGGGGUUUGCAUGGCUCCUGGCAGCAUCUUUUCUGCUCUCUCUACCCCGGCCGCAGGGGGCGCUGGGAAUGGGCUCGAGGCUGCGCGCUGAUUGGCUCCUCCGGAAAGAGUAGUCCCUCGUUAGUUUAAGGAACUCACCAUUUGACUAGAAUUAAGGUCGGAAUUUCUCAAACUCCUUUGCUGUGGGGACAGAGGACCCUGAAGGGUCUGGAUGCUUAAAGAAGACUCUUUGAAGGCUGCUUCUGGAACACAAAAGCAUGGAUCCCAGCAGUGACUACCAUUUCCUCAACCAGAUUUUGUGGAGAAGGGUGAAGCUCACACUGGUGUCUGGCAUCUUUGAGGGCGUGCUCCAGCACGUGGAUCCUAACAAGAUUGUUGUCCUGAAAAACGUGAGGAAUGCAGAGUCGGGCCGCAGCGUCCCAGGGGUGAAAGUGUUCUUCGGGCACGAGAUCUUGAAUGUGGAACUAAUGGAUGAAGCAGAAGGUGCAUCGGGGGAGAAGGCAUCCGCUGUUAGCAUAAAUACAGAACGAGCUGGAAUGGAGAAAGUGAAAAAUGAAGACGUCAAUGUCUGUGAGCCGGCUUCACCUGCACCAGAGGUGCCAACCAGCUCUCUCCUCAGUGACCUCAAGUACUGCCCGUCAGAGGAAGAGGAGGUGACAUACACAGUCAUUGAUCAGUUCCAGCAGAAGUUUGGUGCUGCAAUGCUCCACAUCAAGAAGCAGAGUGUCCUGAGUGUUGCUGCCGAAGGCGCCAAUGUGUGUCGCCAUGGGAAACUCUGUUGGCUUCAGGUGGCCACAAACAGCCGAGUUUACUUGUUUGAUAUUUUCCUUCUGGGAAGUCGUGCUUUCAAUAAUGGACUUCAGAUGAUCUUAGAAGACAAGAGAAUCUUAAAGGUUAUCCACGAUUGUCGCUGGCUCUCUGACUGCCUGUCUCAUCAGUAUGGAAUCAUGCUGAACAAUGUCUUUGAUACACAGGUAGCCGACGUCCUUCAAUUUUCUAUGGAAACGGGUGGCUUUCUUCCAAACUGUAUCAGUACUUUGCAGGAGAGUUUAAUCAGACACCUUAAAGUUGCUCCCAGAUACCUUUUCUUUUUAGAAGAGAGACAGAAACGUAUUCAGGAAAAUCCAGAAAUAUGGUUGACAAGACCUCUUCCACCCUCUUUAUUGAAAAUCUUGGCCCUGGAAACAACCUACCUGCUUCCACUUCGAUUGGUGCUCCUGGAUGAGGUGAUGUCAGACUUAACCACACUGGUGGAUGGGUACCUGAACACCUACCGGGAGGGCUCUGCAGACCGGCUUGCAGGCACAGAGCCUGCGUGUAUGGAGCUGCCAGCAGAGCUUCUUCAACUCCAGGACUUCCAGAAACAGCGCAGAGAGCGAGCUGUGAAGGAGUACAGAGUGAACGCACGGGGCCUCCUCAUAAGGACUCCACUGCACCCAAAGGAGCCGACAGCUUGCACAGCAGGGAAAGAGGAGCGAGUCCAGGGUUUCUUAUUUUAUAAGACGGAUGGUGGAGACCAAGUUCCACGCUUUUUAUGUCCCAAAUCUCAUGAGGAUGAGAAGUUUUUGGAUAAAGAAUCUAAACAAACCACAGCAAAGUCUCAGAUUGUGCCUCCCAGGAAGGAAGGCGAAGCCCAUAAGGACUCUAAGAACAAACCGGGGUGUUGGGAGUCAGCGGGGCCAGAAGACCCGAGAGCCCAGAAAGCCCACGCCCUGCCUCCCACGUGGGCAUCUCAGUCCCAGUUUUCUUUGAAAGAGGAGAUAGAGCAGUUGACAGUGGUGGGAAAUAAGGGAGCUUUAACAAGCCCAAAAGAAGGCGCUUUGGUGUCGCCUUCUCUCCUUCAGGAAACCUGGGAGGCACCAACUGACACCUUCCAUCUUCCUGAAAAAGCUGAGGUCUCUACACUUCCUCCCUGUCCAGCCCUGGAGAAGACAGACUCAUGGAUAAGUCCAUCUUUAAAUCUGUUUUAGGCCAACAGAGACCCUGUGAGUUUCUCAUGGGGUCGGUUGGUUAGGUCUCAGCCACAGGCUUCUGGGCACAUGGUGGCCUUAGCCACAGGCUUCUGGGCACAUGGUGGCCUUAGGCUUAGUGCUGAAGCCUGCUGUCUGCAUUAGGAGGGGCCUAAGAAGAGCAGUAAUGGGUGAGGUCAAACAUGCCAUUCCAUCAAUGUAUGAGGAAAUCGUCUCUGUAGCUGACCCAUCUUAUCUUUAGCUCGGACUCAGUGUCUGGAAGAAUCUGGUUCAGGGAUGCUGUAGGGCCGCUCUUGUGGGUGGCAGAGAGCUGGGGCAGCUGCACAGACCCCCACUUAAGUCUGUAACAUCACCAGAAAAGAAAAGGUGUAGGGUUUUAUCUGUUUGGGUUUGUUUUGCCCUUAGAUUGACGUAGAUCUAAACACAUCUUACUUCCCUACAGGUUAGAAAUGUAUUCUGUCAACUUCACAAGUACUGCUCUUCCUUAAGACCUUAAGUGAACUGUGAACUUUUGUGUUUUGUAUCAGGGUUUGGGAACAGGUGAUGUCACUGUAGAGGGUAUUUGCUCAACUUUCUUUAUAUUGCAUUAAUCUUAAGAGAGCAGGGUGCUAGCUUCUCUGUUGUUAUUUCCUUCUAGUAAAUGUAAAAUUUGAGUUCAUUGGACUGACCUAGAGGUGUUACACUUCCUGAGAGAAAAAAAAAAAGCAACCUGAAAUGAGGGCAUUUGUGGGACGCUCACACGUCAAUAAGCCUGCUUUGGCAUCAGAUCAUCUCUUUUUCUCUUUCUCUCUCUCUCUCUCUCUCUCUCUCUCUUUCUCUCUCUCUCUCUCUCACUCUCUCUCUCUCUCUCUCUCUUUGGUUUUUCGAGACAGGGUUUCUCUGUAUAUCCCUGGCUGUCCUGGAACUCACUCUAUAGAUCAGGCUGGCCAGAAAUCUGCCUGCCUCUGCCUCCCGAGUACUGGGAUUAAAGGUGUGCGCCACCACGCCCGGCUCUUUUUCUCUUUUUUGAGUGAGUAUAAAGAUUUUAGGGUAAUAUCUGAACUUCUUCUUUUUUUUUUUAAAGAAUUAUUUACUUAUUUUAUGUAUAUGAAUACACUGUAGCUGUCUUCAGACACACCAGAAAGGGGUGUUAGAUCUCAUUAUGGGUGGUUGUGAGCCACCAUAUGGGAAUUGGGAUUUGAACUAAUGAACUCUGGAAGAGCAGUCAGUGCUCUUAACCACUGAGCCAUCUCUCCAGCCCAUAUCUGAACUUGUAGGUCUAGAGUCUUGUUUAGAAAUCUGUAUUCUGCCGGGCAGUGGUGGCACAUGCCUUUAAUCCCAGCACUUGGGAGGCAGAGGCAGGCGGAUUUCUGAGUUCGAGGCCAGCCUGGUCUCGAAACAGAGAAACCCUGUUUCGAAAAAAACAGAAAAAAAAGAAAAGAAAAGAAAAAUAAGAAAUCUGUAUUCUACCUAGAUACAGUGAUGCAUAUCUCUAAGGCCAGCACUCAGGAGGUUAGACAGAGAUGGAUGGGCAUUUGAGGCCAACUUAGGCCUCAAUCUCCAGUUAUAGGACUGUCGGUGCACCUUGGGGAUACAGGGACAGUCCAGAAUUAGCAUUGGACAACCAAUUGUUUUAUGACUGUCUCAGAUUUUCAGAACCAAAUCAUGACAUAGUGGCCAUCCCUGUAAUCCCAGCACUCUCAUGAGAGGGCAAAGCAAGAGAAUCCAAAACUCAAGGCCGUUCUCAGCUGUGUACUGUGUCCCACGCGGGCACAGGAGACCUAUUUCAAAAAUCAAACUAAAUGAACUACUCUUUUUUUUCUUUAAAGAUUUAUUUAUUUAUUAUAUAUGUCUACAUUGUAGCUGUCCUCAGACACUCCAGAAGAGGGCAUCAGAUUUCGUUACGGAUGGUUGUGAGCCACCAUGUGGGUGCUGGGAUUUGAACUCAGGACCUUCGAAAGAGCAGUUGGUGCUCUUAACUGCUGAGCCAUCUCUCCAGCCCAUGAGAGGGGAUUUUAAAAUGAAAGUUUUCAAAUUUUUUAUUUUCUGUGUAUGAGUGUUCUGCCUGCAUGUAUUAUCUGUACACCAUGUGCUCUCAGAAACCAUGGGAAGACCAGGCAGUGGUGGCACACAACUUUGAUCUAGGGCUUGGGAGGCAAGACAGAUCUCUAAGUUUAAGGCCAGGCUGGUCUACAGAGUGAGUUUCAGGACAGCCAGGGCUACAGAGGGAAAAAGGAAGCAGAGGCAGACAGUGGACCCCCCAACCCUAAACAAGACAUUUCUACCAUUUCCUCUGAAGCUCAGGGAACGUGGCAGAACAGGACAUAGAAGGAUGAGCCAGGGACUACAGGGCUACAAAUACCUUUUUCUGGACAAGACAGAGCCAUUGCAUCACAAAUUUACAACAGCUGCAAAUGACUACACAAGAGAGGGCUGUCACUUAAAGUAAGAAAAAAGAUCCACAUGCCUUUGAAUCCCAGUGAAUCUGAGUUUGAGGCUAGCCUGGUCUACAGAGCAAGUUCCAGGACGUCCAGGACUACACAGAGAGAUCCUGUCUUGAAAAAGAAACCAAUAUCUGAGUAAGGCUGAGCCUGUCAGUGAAGCCUGGGUGGAGGAGGGCCUCAGGCCUACCUCUCCGUGCUGACAGAUUGAGUGGGCCAGGAACCACUACCGUUAGUACACAAGCAAUGUCACAAAUGACAGUGACCCCAUCAGGCUCCCCGGUGGGUAGUUCCAAACCAGAGGUCAUACAGUUGACCCUGGUUAAACUCAAAAAAGGCCAAAAGCUAUGAAUCUGUUAAAGGAGCUGGUAAGGAUGAGAGAAGGUGUGUGUGUAUGAAUCACAAUACCUUAAAUGACACUGUCAAAGAACAGAAUCAAUAAAGUGAUGUAUGGAUGGCAUCCAGACAAGCUGCCCAGUCAGUCCAUAACUGCUAAUCCACCAUCCCUUCCCUCCUCUCCCUUCCCGGAUUGCUGGCCCUCGGGGCUCUUGCCCUUGCUUUGUUGUUAUUACAGAGUUCUUCUUUAAAGUACUUCAGCUUUAGCUGUCAGGUGGCUUUCAAGUUGUAAACAGUGAUGCACUUGGGGGAAUUUGCGAGCUCCAGAAUGCAGAAGUAGUCACUGAGGCUCUGUGGCGGCAUCAGAGCCCCAGGCUUCGCUCACUGGCCUCUAGUUUACACUGUCAUCAGAUGAUCCCAGCAGCUGUUUACAUCUAACAGCUGUCACUGUUGCUCCUAAAGAAAAGGAAGAGGGGGAUUCAAAAUUAAAAUUUUAUGGCAACAAAAAGAGAGGAUGAAAUGGGCUGCAGGUAGGACUCUAGUUACUGCUUAGAUGCUGUUCUCUUUGCAGAUUAUUUACUUCUUUAUAUGUGUAGGGUUGUUGUGUAUGUAAGUCAGUGUACCCCAUGCACGUAGUACUUAGGGAGGCCAGAGAAGAGCACUGGCUCUGCUAUUGCUGGAGUCGUGGAUGCUGGAAAGGUCUCCUGGAAGAGUAGCCAAUACUCGUAACUGCUAAUCAGUCUCUCCAGCUGCCACCCAUUGUCUUCUUGCUGCAUUCUGAAUAAACAUUUUCUUUUUUAAAAAA